Messenger RNA from Camponotus floridanus (Florida carpenter ant), 3033 nucleotides. Its product is annotated as S1 RNA-binding domain-containing protein 1. Gene Ontology annotation, molecular function: structural constituent of ribosome; mRNA binding. Gene Ontology annotation, biological process: nucleobase-containing compound metabolic process; translation. The coding region runs from base 247 to 2904 and encodes 885 amino acids. The transcript is spliced from 3 exons. Lineage: Eukaryota; Metazoa; Arthropoda; Insecta; Hymenoptera; Formicidae. The record is from RefSeq and is a predicted model, not a curated record.
UACUACGAUGAUGCAUAUAAUGCCGUUAAGAUGGCACAACUGAUGGAGAAACGGAAUUUUUAAAUGCCGAUGUAUAGUGUUUACAAUCUUCCUCAAAGUUAUACUAUUUGACUGUUAGGUUAUGAUUGUCAUCGGUAUAAAGUUCUAAUGAACUUCAUAUUUCCGUUUUAGUUUACAUAUAUUUAGCUAAUAUUUAGAUUCCAUUAUAUAUCCAUAUACACUAUAUAGACACAAGAGAACUUUAAAAUGAAAAGAAACUUACGAGGCAAGCGUAAUCAGCCAAUAAUUGAAUCAGAUUCAGAUGAUGAGAUAAAACCAACUACUCAUAAAACGAACUACAAAUUAUCAAAAUCUGAAGAUGAAGACUAUACAAUAGAAAAUAAUAAAAUAAAAAAGAAAAUUAAAGAAAGUAAUAAGCAAUCAACAAAGAACAAGAUGAAGAAAAGUACGCAGAAUAAAGUUGUUAAAUCUAAAAAAAGAAAACAUCAGGAAGAAGAUUUAGAAACAAUUGGUAAUAAGAAGGUGAAACUAGAAGAAUCAUCAUUUAAUGAUUAUUCAGAUGCAGGAGUAUUGCAACAUAGUCAGAAAGAUUUUAUCAAAACUGAUAUAAAAAAUGAUGUCAAAAUUAAAGAAGAAUUAAACUCCAGUCUUUCACAGUGUACGGAAUGGACAACUAUUGAUUACAUAAGUGAAAUCAAUAAAGUAGAUAAACAUAUUGUUAAAAAGGUAAUAAAGCUUUUCCAAGAAGACAAUACUAUACCUUUUAUUGCAAGAUAUAGAAAAAACAUGACUGGAUCUAUGGAACCUGAUCAGUUGAGAGCACUUAAGGAAAGUUUUGAGGAGUCAAAGAUUAUUAAACAACGCGCUGCAACAAUUUUAAAAACCAUCGAUAAAAUAGGGAAAUGGUCGCCAGAAAUUCACUCUACUAUCAUGUCUACAAAAUCUCUUGCUGAUCUGGAAGAUAUUUAUGCCUUAUAUAAACCAACAUCAAAACGACUUUUGGCAGAGAGAGCGAAAGAAUUGGGCCUUGAAAAUAUUAGUAAUGCUGUUUUACACGGACAAAAAAUAACUCCAUUAGUAUCUCUGGUAAAUAAGGAAAAGGAAGGCUUGCGAAAUGAGCAACAAGUAAGAGAUGGUAUUAUACACAUAAUAGCGGAUGUUAUUACCAAGGAUAAAGAAGUUUUUGAUAAAGUGACAUCUUUGCGGAAAAAAUCUACUAUUUACAUAGAAACAUCGCAGUGUAAAACAACAAAAGUUUCAGAGAAUGUAAAUGAACACAAGUAUAAAUAUUAUUUUAAUUUUAAAUCAAGAGAAGAUAUUAUUAGGCCAAAUCAAAUACUGGCCAUUAAUCGAGCCGAAUCGCAAAAGAUUAUCAGUGUGAAAGUUAUAGUUCCAGAUACUUUCGAACAUACAUUUAAGAAGUUUUGCCUGUCACAAUACACAUAUCGUAUGGGAAGUGCUACAAAAUUGCAUCAGGAUUUACUCAGCGAUGGUAUUGAUUAUGCUUACAAGAAACUGAUUAAACCUCAGGUGGUACGUCGAGUACGGAGUGAGAUGAAGGAAAGAGCGGAAAAGGCAGCUAUACAAGUAUUCGCGACUAAUGUUAAGCAAUUGCUGCUCACUUCUCCUGUACGAGGUGAAAUUAUUCUUGGCAUAGACCCGGGUUUCUAUCACGGGUGUAAACUCGCUGUUAUAUCGGAACACGGCAACAUUCUCGAGACGACUGUGAUACAUCCUCAUAAGAAUGAAUUAUCAUUUCGCAUUGCAGCUGAUAGUAUGGUGAAGUUGGUGAACAAAUAUAAAUGUACAGUAUUAGCUCUGGGAAAUGGUACAGGGUGCAGGAAAACUGAAUCCUUCCUAACAAAGAUAAUACAAUCAAAGAUGUUUGAUCCACUGGACGUGAAAUACACUAUUGUUGAUGAAUCUGGAGCAUCGAUUUACAGUUGCAGUUCUGAAGCACAAUCAGAAUUUCCGAAUUUCGAUCCAAAUCUGGUAUCGGCUAUCUCGAUAGCUAGACGCUUGCAGGAUCCACUUGCGGAGUUAGUUAAAAUAGAACCGAAGCAUUUAGGAGUCGGGAUGUAUCAGCAUGAUCUUCCUGAAAAACAAUUGAUGAAUACUUUGGACGAAGUUGUCACAGAGGCUGUGAGUUUUGUAGGAGUCGAUGUCAACACAGCAUCCCAAUGUCUUUUGCGAAGAAUAGCUGGUCUUACAAAUUCUAGAGCUACAAGCAUCAUAGAAUGGCGAAUUAAACAUGGAGCAUUCAGGAAUAGAGAACAAUUGUUAGACGUGAAAGGUAUUGGCAAGAAAACAUUUGAACAGUGUGCGGGAUUCAUAAGAAUUCGGCCAGAAACAGCAAUAAUCAGCUUGCAAACCACGACGAAAGAUAAUAAAAAAUCGAAGAGUGAUCUUAAUCUCUUGGAUCAAACAUGGAUCCAUCCGGAAUCGUAUGGGAUAGCGAAUAAAUUCCUAAGACACUGCCAAUGUAAGUUGGACGAUCUUGGUACACCGGCAUUUAUCGAAAGGAUAAAUUCACACGCGAAAGCGGGAUGUGCCAAUUUAGCUACGCAAUUCGAUACCGACGAAACUAUUAUGGAGAUUAUAAUUAAAGCUCUGACUAUGAAAAAGGAUGAAGAUAUACGUUUAAAAUCGAAUUAUCCACUGUUUCGCGAUGGUAUGCGGUAUAUCAAUGAUUUGAGCGUUGGUACCGUAUUAACCGGUGUCGUGCGAAAUGUCACGGAUUUUGGAACUUUUGUAGACGUGGGUAUGGAAGGAACCGAUGGAUUGAUACCUAUUAGGUACAUAAAAAAUGAGACUCUGCAUAUAGGUCAACGUGUGGAAGUAAAAGUAAUCCAAGUCGAUGUGGCACAUAACAAACUCGCUCUUGAAUUAAUAAAGACAUUAUAAAUAAUCAUAUUUAUUUUUUUCAAUAAAGAGGAAUUACGAUAAAGAGCUUUCGUUACAUUGGUACCUACGAAAAUAUUCCUGUCAGAAAUACAAUACAUUUUGUUUUGCUUACAUGUAUAGAUUGUUUUA